Molecule: messenger RNA, 756 nt
Organism: Dioszegia hungarica
Lineage: Eukaryota; Fungi; Basidiomycota; Tremellomycetes; Tremellales; Bulleribasidiaceae
Exons: 5
Coding region: 1-756 (251 amino acids)
Source: RefSeq, a predicted model, not a curated record
AUGCCUGAAUACACCGACGCCAAAGGUGUGGUGUACGAUCUCCAAAUAGAGCCCGACUCCGAUGGGAUCCAAGCGGGCGUAGAGCGUGAAAAAGCAGGUCCUGAUGGAAGCGAGUACAGUGUUCAGAGACAUGCUCAGCAGCAACUCGUUCGGUCCCCAAGAAAUCCACCUCCCCGAGCUCCGGAGAUUUCUCCCAAACGACCUCACCCUGCCGGAUUCUACGUCUACCACUUCACACGCGCUCUCUAUCCCCGUCGCUCCUCCAUUAGCUAUAUGGGUAUAAGCAACAUCGAACGUAUCAUCGACAUCUUGCUGCAAUACGACUGCGUCGGACCAGCCCAGCGAUUACUCUUUGACGGAUCGAAGGAUCUCGACGCGGAAGAGCUAUACGACGCAUUCGUACUCGCUUCUCGGCUCGACGACACUCGAAGCGCUUGUCGGAUCCUCCCACAGGGCUUCAGGCGAAGAGGGAUUGUCCCUCUGCCCAGACAACCGACAUCGCCCUUGAUCUCUCGCCGAUGCUGCGCGGCUCCAGCCGGGCUGGGUCUGGGCUUUGACGCUGGCGACGGGGACGUGUCAGAAGGAGAUGCUGUCGAACGGUUGGGGAAGUUUGCAGGAGCCGGCAUGCUGGAAGAUGAUUCUGGGGGAGUUUAUGGCGAAUCUGGCCAAAUGAAUGAUCGCCCAUCAGGAGAACGUCGUGCAGAUUGUAUCAUAGCGAAUGUAUAUAUCGGGUAUGGUCAAGAUCCCCCAGGCUGA